Bufo bufo (common toad) is the source of this 2038-nucleotide messenger RNA. RefSeq names its product activin A receptor type 1C (gene ACVR1C). NCBI's taxonomy places the organism in Eukaryota, Metazoa, Chordata, Amphibia, Anura, Bufonidae. The record is from RefSeq and is a predicted model, not a curated record. Gene Ontology annotation, biological process: cellular response to growth factor stimulus; activin receptor signaling pathway; protein phosphorylation. The transcript is spliced from 9 exons. The coding region runs from base 119 to 1609 and encodes 496 amino acids. Gene Ontology annotation, molecular function: ATP binding; activin receptor activity, type I. Gene Ontology annotation, cellular component: activin receptor complex; plasma membrane.
AGCUUGGAAAGUGCCCGGGAGCUCCAGUCCUGCUGCUGCCCCAGCGUCCUGCUCCUCCGCUCGGAUAUCUCAUCUGACCCAGCCGGGGAAGGCAACUGCCUGCAGAUGAGUGGGCACCAUGCUGACCUCCGGGCUCCCUCCCUUGCCCCGGACCAUGACGGUACUCCUGCUGCUGGGAGCAGCCACCUUGUGCACAGGUCUCCAGUGCGUAUGCCUGAUGUGUGAUAGAAGCAACUACACCUGUCACACAGAAGGAGCCUGCUUGACGUCGGUCAUGCUUACACAUGGCAAAGAAGAAUUCAUCAAGUCCUGCAUUUCUCUCCUUGAGUUGAAAGCUCAGGUUUACUGUCACAGCUCGAACAACGUCACCAGGACCGAGUGCUGCCUGUCCGAUUUCUGUAACAAUAAAACACUCCAUUUACCUGCUGCAGUCUCUACAAGCACAUCCCAUUUCAGCCACGUGGAACUGUGGAUAUUGGUCACCAUUCCGGUAUGCGUCCUGGCUAUAGCCAUUAUGCUAACAGUCUACACCUGUCAGAGGCGAUACGGUGCCUACAAGAGAACCCGGCGGCAGUGCAUUGAAGAGCCCUUAACAGAUUGUAACUUAGACACAGAUGGGAAAUUCUUGAAAGAUCUCAUACAUGACAUGUCAACAUCAGGAUCUGGAUCUGGUUUACCUUUGCUUGUCCAGAGAACCAUCGCAAGGACAGUUAUUAUUCAGGAAGUGGUUGGCAAAGGACGGUUUGGAGAGGUUUGGAGGGGAAAAUGGUGCGGAGAAGAUGUUGCUGUAAAGAUUUUCUCUUCACGAGAUGAAAGAUCAUGGUUCCGAGAAGCAGAAAUUUAUCAGACCGUGAUGCUGAGACAUGAAAAUAUCCUUGGAUUUAUAGCAGCUGACAACAAAGAUAAUGGCACAUGGACCCAGCUCUGGCUUGUGUCUGAAUAUCAUGAACAGGGCUCACUAUAUGAUUACCUGAAUCGAAACACAGUAACUAUUGGGGGAAUGAUGAAAUUAGCAUUUUCUGUGGUCAGCGGUCUUGCUCAUCUUCAUAUGGAAAUAGUAGGGACUCGAGGUAAACCCGCUAUUUCACACAGGGAUCUCAAAUCCAAAAAUAUUCUGGUGAAAAAGAAUGAGACAUGCGCCAUCGCUGACUUAGGACUGGCGGUAAAACAUGAUUCAAUUACAAACAUGAUAGACAUCCCCCAAAAUCCAAGAGUGGGGACCAAAAGGUACAUGGCUCCGGAAUUACUUGAUGAUUCAAUAAACAUGCACCACUUUGAGUCAUUCAAAUGCGCAGACAUCUACUCUCUGGGCUUAGUAUACUGGGAAAUAGCCCGGAGAUGUUCUGUGGGAGGUGUUGUGGAUGAAUACCAGUUGCCUUACUACGAUAUGGUGCCUUCUGAUCCUUCAUUGGAAGAUAUGAGAAAAGUUGUUUGUGACCAAAAAUUACGACCCAACGUACCUAACCAAUGGCAAAGCUUUGAGGUUCUCCGAGUCAUGGGCAGGAUCAUGAGAGAGUGUUGGUAUGCCAACGGCAAGGCUCGCCUAACUGCGCUGAGGAUCAAGAAGACGCUCUCUCAGUUGUGCGUGGAGGAAGAUUUCAAGAUGUAACGUGGAGACCCCGACAAUCACGAGUCAUGGAGGGGGGGGGGGGGUGCGUUUGUAGUUGUGUUUGCUCUACCUCAAAAGUAACAAGUGCCAGACUGGAGAACCAAGGACACGUGGACUGGUUUGUAGUGGUUCGGAGCUGACUUACUGGUCUUUUUGAUGAGGUCCGUUGUCUAAAAACUGAGAAACAUAACCAUUAAAAGCAGGGCCUGCGUUAGCACCUGGGAAGAUGCCCACAAGGUCUGUGGCAAACUCAUGCUUUAUCCAUUGUCCAGCCCAGGGUAAGAGUAGCCAAGGGUCCCACCAUGACUUGGCGGCCCAUGGCUCAUCUACACCUGGUGCCGGGCCAGACUUAAAGGCCAUAAAGAAGUCAGCGCAUGCUUGCUGAGAUAUAUGUACAUAUACAAUGAGAAAUAGCCACAGCAUAAGCUU